Salvia splendens (bonfire salvia) is the source of this 708-nucleotide messenger RNA. RefSeq names its product transmembrane protein 256 homolog. The transcript has 5 exons. The coding region runs from base 209 to 538 and encodes 109 amino acids. Gene Ontology annotation, cellular component: membrane. Lineage: Eukaryota; Viridiplantae; Streptophyta; Magnoliopsida; Lamiales; Lamiaceae. The record is from RefSeq and is a predicted model, not a curated record.
UGAAAUGAAAAAUUGAAGGAAAAAACCAAGCAUUAAUCUUUGCUACCAACGUGAAGAAAUUGUAGGGUGUUUAAUGAAAAUAAUGAGUGUCGAGUGCAGUUAAUAGAAGUCAGACUUUCCCUUUUCUUUUCCCUUUUUCUAUUGUUUUAAACUGGACAAAGAACUGAAAAAAAGAAAUAAACGAAAAAGAAAAAAUCGAAAAUCAGAAAUGGAUCCUCGUCUCUGGCACAAAGUUGCAGCUAUCUCAGCUGCUCUAGGGCUCGGAACCUAUGGCGCUCAUGGUUUCAAGCCAAAGAACCCUUCCUACAACGAUGUGUGGCGUACAGCAAAUUUGUACCAUUUGGUUCACACAGCUGCUUUACUCGCCGCUCCUAUUACUUCACGCCCUAAUAUUUUUGGAGGCCUUUUGACUACUGGAAUCCUGGCAUUUUCGGGGACGUGCUAUGCAGUUGCAUACCUAGAAGAUAGAACAUAUUCUCGGUUAGCCCCCUUCGGAGGAUUUGCCUUCAUUGGCGCUUGGGCAAGCUUGAUGUUCUGAGCAGUUUCAUCUCUCAAAAUAACAUGUUGUAAUUGCUAUUUCUAUUGAGAAAUCUGUCUGUUAGCUAUAUAAUGUACUUUGUAUACUGCUUUUUCAGUAUGUAUUUCAGUGAAUAAUCCGUGUAAAGAGAUUUUUCUGUCAUAAAGUUACAUGAAGUGUGAAUUCAUUCA